AUGAGUCAACCAUCAUUAUUAAAUCAACUAAAUAAUAUAGUUGAUAAAGAAUCAUGUGGUGAUUAUCUUUUAAUUGAUAUUAUAGGUAAAGGUGGAUUUGGUGUAGUUUAUAAAGGGUUACAUAAAACUAAAGGUUAUUUUUCGGCAAUUAAAAAGAUUAAAAUAAUGAAAAAGAAGAAAUUACAGAGUGAAUCACAAAUAUCGUUAAUGGCAGAAAUUAAUCUUUUAAAAGUUUUAUCACAUCACAAUAUUGUCAGAUAUUAUGAACAUAUUCCAUCAUCUUCUCAUUCAUAUAUUGUUAUGGAGUUUAUAGAGAAUGGAUCAUUAGAAAAAAUAAUUAAAAGACAUGGUUUGUUACCCGAAAGUUUAGUAACAGUUUAUAUAGCACAGGUUUUAAAUGGUUUAGAAUAUUUACAUAGACAGGGUGUAAUUCAUAGAGAUAUUAAAGCUGCAAAUUUAUUAAUUAGUACAGAUGGUUCAAUUAAAUUAGCAGAUUUUGGUGUAGCAACAAAAGUUUCAGAUUUAAGUUCAGAUAAUCCAGAUGAUACAUUUGCAGGUACACCAUAUUGGAUGGCCCCAGAGGUUAUUCAAAUGCAAGGUAUAUCAACAGCAUGUGAUGUUUGGAGUUUAGGUUGUACAAUCAUUGAAUUAUUGACAGGAACACCACCCUAUUUUGGAUUAGCACCAGCUGCUGCAUUAUAUAAGAUAGUUCAAGAGGAUCAUCCACCAAUACCACCAGGAAUUUCAGCGGCAUUAAAAGAUUUCCUAUUAAAUUGCUUCAAAAAGGAUGAGAAUAUACGUAGUUCCGCAAAACAACUUUUACAUCAUCCUUGGGUGAAAUCAGUACAAAUUAGGAAUCCUGAAACUCAAGCUCCAAAAAAUGCCCGUCAAGAAAUUCUUUCCUAUAAUGCUCAAUUACAAGAUAUCAUUCAAGAUAAUAAUAGUAACAUCACUAGACCACGUUCUUCUGCUGUAGUUCAACCACCAUCACCUUCUCAAUUAGUACCACCAUUAACAAAUAUGAAUAUUUCUUCAUCAAAUGAUAAUAAUAAUAAUAAUAAUAAUAGUAGUGCCACUAAUAAUAGUCCAAAUAUUUCUUCAACUACUACUAAAAAUAAUAGUAGUACCACUAAUAAUAAUAAUAAUAAAUUAACAUCACCAUCAUUAUCAUCAUCAUUAUUACCAAUACCAGCAACAAGUACAUCAACAGUUAAUCAAAAUAAAGCUUCACCAACAUUAAAUUCAUCAUGGUCAGCUGUACCAUCAAAUAAAAUUAGUCAAACAGUAAAUUCAAUUGAUAAAUCAUCAUUAAAUAAAAUUAAUAAUGGUAGUGGUCAACAUGUUCAAAUUGCUUCUCCACGUAAAUUAUCGGCUGGUCAAAAACAAUCAAUACAACCAAAUAUAAUUGCUGCCGCUGCAACAACAACAACAACAACAACAACUACUACCACUACUAAUGCAGCCACUAAUACUACUACUACUACUACACCAAGUUCUACAAAUACAGGAUCAAAUGUAACAUCACCAGUUGUUUCAGCUAUAUCAACACCACCACCAAUUCCAACUACACCAUUAUCACCAAUGAUGAAAUCACAAGAACAAUUGAAUCAAGAAAAAGAGAAAAUAAAUUUACAUUUAAGAAAAUUCUCAGAGAAAGAAAGUGAUGAUGAAUUUGAUAAUAUAGUAUUACCAAAUUCAACAAUAUGUUUACAAAAAUUACAACCAAUACUUAGUCAUAAACCACCAAUUCAAUUACAACGCCAACAAAGUUUUAAUGCUAAUAAUAAUAUUAGCAAUAGCAAUAGCAAUAAUAAUAAUAAUAAUAAUAAUAAUAAUAAUAAUAAUAAUAAUAAUAAUAAUAAUAACAAUAAUAGUAAUAAUAAUAAUAGUAGUAAUAAUAGUAAUAAUAAUAGUAAUAGUAAUAGUAUUAAUAGUAGUAAUAGUCAUAAAUUAAAAUUAUUAAAAUUUAAUAAAUUCACUGAAAAGGAUAACGAAGAUGAUGAAACUGAUUUAGUAUUUGAUCAAAAAGUUAGCGAUACAAGUAGAUUUAAAGUUAGAAAUCAAAAGAAAGAUUGGGAUGAUGAAUUUGAUAAUUUCGGUUCAAGUGGUGAUGAAUCUGAAUCUUCAACAGCAACAACAAAUGCAGCAAUAAAUUCAAAUAUUGCAAAGAAAAUACUACCAUCAAAUAGAAUCAUUAGAUAUAGUAGUAGUGGUCAACUUAAACAACAACAACAACAAUUACUUCUACAACAACAACAACAACAACAACAACAACAUUUACAACAACCAUUAUCGCCAUCAGAAAUGAAAUUAAAAGUUAAAGAAACUUCAGAAGAAUGGGAUACAGAAUUUGAAGAAUCGUUUGAUACAAUAUCAUGGUCAGAAGCAGAUAAUCAACGUACAAUUAAUAUUCAAGAUAAAUAUAGAGAACAAGUUGUUAAAACCAUUGUUGAAUUUAUAUUACAAUUGAAACCAAAUCAACCAAAUGAUGUUUUAAUUGAUACUUGUCAAAAGUUAACAGACCUUUUUCAAACCUAUCCAGAUGAACGUAAAUUAUUAAUUAGUAAUGGUGAAGGUGGUGUUUAUUUUAGACUACCCAUCAUUACGAUUCUAGAGAUUUUAGAGGACAAUUGCUGUUGUAAUAGUGAUACGCCAAGCGAUGUCAUAACGACAACCUAUCAUCAUAAUAACAACUCCGAUACGUUUAGUGAAGACUUUUCAAAUGUUGAAUUGGUAAUCAAUCUAUUAAAACUAUUGAACCAAUCCAUUAUAAAGGAGAAAGAUAUUCAAGAGACUAUUUGUUUAAUGAAUGGUAUUUCAAUCAUAACUAAAUUGGCAACCAAACAAUUUGAUGAACUCAUUAGAGAGGAAGUAUCAAAAUUCGUAUUACAACUAUGUAGCUAUUCAACCUAUAGUUUAAAUAUGUUCAUUACGGGUAGUCGUGGUUGUAAAGUAUUAGUAGAUCUAUUAGAUAGUGAUUAUUUCAAUGGCUUCACAUUAAUUCAUAAUUCAUUGGAUGCAAUCUCUUUAAUUUUUAAAAUGAAUACAGCUUCACCAAAAACUGCAUUAUGUCAUUUAUUUGCAAAAACUGCAUUAAUGUAUAGAAUUUCUUACCUUUUAAAUCAAAUUUUUAAUUCAAGCGAUAAAUCUGCAACAAGUAAAUCUCAACAAUUUCAACAAAAACAAAUUCAACAACAACAACAAUUAUUAUUACAACAGCAACAACAACAACAACAACAACAACAAUUAUUACCAUCAUCAUCAUCACCAAAUUUAAAAUUUCCAGUAUUAUCUAAAUCAUCAAGUGUAAAGAAUUUAAGUAAAGAUCAAUUUGAUAAAGUUUUAGCAUAUAGUGUGAAAGCGGCAGAUAUUUUAUUAUUUUUUUCAACAGGUGAUUCAUUGGUAAAGGAAGAGAUGAGUCAAUCCAAUGUUAUUAAAUAUAUUGUAAAUGUAUUGGAUGAAAUUUAUACAUGGAAAACCAUUGGUAAUAAUAUUAGAUCAUUCCUAUUGAAAAUAUUAAAAGUUAUAAAGAAUCUAUCAAUGGAUCCAAAUGUUCGUUCAAGAUUAGAUGAUGCUGGUGUAAUCCCACCAUUGAUAAACUAUUUGAAGAAACAUGGUGGUAUCGAUAAGAUUACAGAGAUUCAUAAUCAAGCAUUACAUUCACUUUAUUAUUUAUUAUUAUUGGAUAGAAGUAGACAAGAGAAAGCAUUGAAAUCAUCAAUACUUGAACCAUUGCUAACUAUCAUCGAAGAAAGAGGUCCAUUAAAAGAAUUGGCCUUACCGAUACUAUUCGAUUUGGUUAGAUCUUGUAAUAAUAGAUCCCUACUUUGGAAAUGUAAUACCAUCGAUAAACUAUUGGAUUUAAUUGAGGAUAGAAAUUGGUUUGCUGAUGCAAUAGAAUCAAUUUCAACUUGGGCAACUUUAGAAUCUAAAUUAGUUUUUGAAAAAUUAAAUAGUGGUGGUACAAUAUCUCCUUUAACAUCGACAUCAACAUCAACAUCAACAUCAAAAUCAUCACCAUCAUCAUCAUCAUCAUCAUCAUCAUCAUCAUUAUCAACAUCAACAUCAACAUCAUCAUCAUCAUUACAAUUACCAACAUCAUCAUCAUCAACAUCAUUUGAAAAUCAUAAUAUACCAUUAAGAUUGAUUGGUAUUUUAAAUAUUAACCAUAUUAAACAUCCAUCAUUUCAAAAAUCAAUUAUACCACUUUUUAACCUUAUAAAUGGUUCACAACAAUUGUUAAAAUCUCUCAUCAAUGAGGGAUUAGUAAAUUCUUUGGUAGAGUGUCUUAGAGUAGAUAGUUCUCCCGUUUCAAAAAUUACUUUAUUAAAAAUCACUGCCUCCAUUGUACAAUCACCAUCAUUAUUACUUGUAGAUAAAGAACAAACAAACUCACUAUAUCAAAUUUUAAAUGAAAUCUCUAAACAAGAUGAAUCUGAAAUCGUUAAAAAAAUUGCAGAAAAUUUAGUUUUAGAAUUAAAUAAAUAA
Messenger RNA from Dictyostelium discoideum AX4, 4488 nucleotides. RefSeq lists its product as hypothetical. Bases 1 to 4488 code for a protein of 1495 amino acids. The record is from RefSeq and is a predicted model, not a curated record. The transcript has 4 exons. Lineage: Eukaryota; Evosea; Eumycetozoa; Dictyosteliales; Dictyosteliaceae. Gene Ontology annotation, molecular function: protein serine kinase activity; ATP binding; protein kinase activity.